GUCCGAAGCCGAGCAGAAUUAUCCCUUGACAGCAGCACAUGGAAGAUCCAGGAUGAAUGAAGGGCAGUUCAUGUCCGGAUGCAGCGAUCGACAAGCGAGUGCUGCGUUGCGUGAGCUGUCUUGGGCCUUGCUGAGCCGCACGCGUAUUGUCCCGAGGAGGAAAUAUAUUGCCAUAAAGGGAGCCAUACGAGAAACAUAAUUUUGCUUUUCUCUGAAGACUCGGGGCAACCGGCGCUCAGCAACCUUGUGUUCAGGAAUGUCUGUUGUCGAUAAACUGGAAUGAAUUCCCGUCUCUCGGAAGCCCGACUGCGUAGGUACACUUGAUAAAGUGGCCCAUCCCACGCAGCUUUUGAUUAACCCCGCGGCGCCACACUAUGCAAGUGGCUAGCCGAUAGGGAGUGCCAAUUACACCAAAACUGAACGUCACUUUUUCUUAUUGAACCAAUUGCCCAGAGAUACCAGGCAGCAUUUUUUUGAUCUCUUUAACGCAUUUUUAUCUUGUUCAUUGCACGUUUUCGACUGUUUCGUACCCGUUCUUUUGCGGUAGUCGUCUCCCAGAUUGCUCCGAACUUUCUACAGUAUCCCGCCAGACCCAGCCGCAUCGCAAUCCCAUUUCGCCCGCAGCACCAAGCUCGAGGAUCCCCCGUCGCAACGACCAUGUCCGAUGUAUUCCGUAAAGUAGGGAGGGGAGGCUCAGGGAACUUCUUUUCAAAGAAGGAUGUGGACGAUGCUGAAAAGGCCAAGCCAGAGGACAUUGAGGCCCAAAAGUCAACCGACGUCGCCGCUUCCUCGACAUCACCGACCUCGACCGGCUACGUGCGCGCGGGACGAGGAGGCUCGGGCAACUACGUGGACCCGACCUCUCUCCCCGGCACCAAGCAGCAAGAGGAGCUCGCGAGCAAGACACAAGCGGCCGUGAAUGCCAGCAUCGCGCGGUCGGCGGCGAGGGGUGCUUCUGGUCGCGGCGGCGCCGGCAAUUAUACGGGAGGCGUCGUGCCUGGCGCCGAGGCGAGCGAGGAGGAGGAGGUGAAGCGCAAGGAGGCGCUCGAGAAGAAGAUUAUUGAGGACGUCGAGGCCGGUUUGCCCAUGCCGCCUAAGGCUUUUCACCAUACUACCAAGAAGGAAGAGGAGGGUGCUUGAGGAGUUUGGCGACCCCAGAGCGGUGUGUACGUUGCCCGGUCAUGGGAUUGUGGGAUACCUGGAGUUAGGGUGGUUUCGUUUGUACAACAUUUCAAGAGGCAUUGAUACCCGCGACGCUCGUCUUGGGCGAUUUCACUUGCAAUUUUUGAGAGCAUGUAGGAGGUUUGACAGUUUGUUAGCUUGAAUUCGCCAUGUCUAUUUCGCCUGCUCCUUUGUUCUGAGAAAGGGGGAUGCGACAAUGUGAUGGCACGCAUUUCUGUUGGCAUGCCGUUAUUCACUCCAGACAGUGUCGGAUACCCUCGAGAUUGCGGAACGCAUCCGGAUGGUUAUACCAGACAACGCAGGCUGAGAGGAUACGGCAUCGCAUCCACAAGACGGGAGGAAAGGUGGCGACUGAGAUGACGGAGG
Colletotrichum scovillei is the source of this 1548-nucleotide messenger RNA. RefSeq lists its product as uncharacterized. Lineage: Eukaryota; Fungi; Ascomycota; Sordariomycetes; Glomerellales; Glomerellaceae. The transcript has 2 exons. Bases 658 to 1140 code for a protein of 160 amino acids. The record is from RefSeq and is a predicted model, not a curated record.